Messenger RNA from Asparagus officinalis (garden asparagus), 1499 nucleotides. Its product is annotated as 50S ribosomal protein L1, chloroplastic. Gene Ontology annotation, molecular function: RNA binding; structural constituent of ribosome. Gene Ontology annotation, biological process: translation. The transcript is spliced from 8 exons. Gene Ontology annotation, cellular component: large ribosomal subunit. Bases 1 to 1251 code for a protein of 416 amino acids. NCBI's taxonomy places the organism in Eukaryota, Viridiplantae, Streptophyta, Magnoliopsida, Asparagales, Asparagaceae. The record is from RefSeq and is a predicted model, not a curated record.
AUGUCUGUUGAAUUCUGGCCCAAAAACAAUGGGCUCUCGCCCAGGUCCAAUAACAGCCCGACAGGUUUAUCUAUCUUGCAGAGGAGAAGCAAAAGCCGAGCUCCCCAAAAGAGAACCGAGAGAGCCUUAUCCCCCUCCACCCACUACCCCUCACGAAACCAGAAAACAAACGAACGAACGAAGUAUCAUCACACGCAGCCUCUCGCACGUCCUCUGCCGCUCCUCCCACCCCGCUCAACCCCUCCGACCAGCAGCAACGCCGCUCCUGAACUGUCCUCCUUCUCCUCUUCUCGCUCGCACCCAAAAACUAACCCAUUCCGCCUCCGCUCCCACAAUUUCUCCCCAGCCUCCCUCCAUCUCACGAUAAAACCAUUCAUCCCAUUAACCUCCAAGAGAGUCAGCCUUCGUCCUCCUGCUGCCGUGGCCGAGGCCGAACUCGCUGAAGAUGACACCGACGAAGGCGACGCUGCUGCUGCUGCUGCUGCUCCUGCGACGAAGCCCAAGAAGGGAAAGGCCGCUUUGCCCCUCAAAAGGGACAGGACUCGGUCGAAGAGGUUCUUGGAGGUACAGAAGCUGAGGGAGAGCAAGGAGGAGUAUGAUAUCCCCACGGCCGUAUCCCUUCUCAAGCAAACUGCGAGCACCAAAUUUGUGGAGUCAGCAGAGGCUCAUUUCAGGCUGAACAUUGAUCCCAAGUACAAUGAUCAGCAGCUGAGGGCCACAGUGAAUCUGCCCAAGGGGACAGGACAGACUGUGAAAGUGGCCGUUCUUACUCAAGGUGAAAAGAUCGAUGAAGCGAAAAAUGCAGGAGCUGAUAUAGUUGGUGGAGAAGAUUUAAUACAGGAAAUCAAGGGAGGAUUCAUGGAGUUCGAUAAACUUAUAGCUUCUCCAGAUAUGAUGCCCAAAGUCGCAAGUUUGGGAAAAAUUCUAGGACCACGUGGACUCAUGCCAAAUCCUAAAGCUGGUACAGUCACUACAGAUAUACCUCAGGCUAUCCAAGAGUUCAAGAAAGGGAAGGUAGAGUACAGAGUAGACAAGACUGGGAUUGUUCACCUGCCUUUCGGAAAGGCAAACUUUCCCGAUGAAGAUCUCAUUGCUAACUUAAUGGCAGCAAUUAGAUCUGUGGAAACAAACAAGCCCUCCGGUGCAAAAGGAGUAUACUGGAAGAGCGCGCAUAUUUGCUCAUCGAUGGGCCCGUCAUUAAAACUCAACAUAAAAGGAAUGCUUGACUACAAGCCCUCCGCGACGGUCUAACUAUACUUUUAAUCUGCAAUCUCCAUGUAUACAGCAAGGUCGAUGCUCACAGAGAGAAGACGCUCGAUGAUGAGCGGAGAAACUAAAAGGUCCAAAUUUUUGAUUGAAACAAAAAAAAAAGAAAUAUAUGGAGUAAGCGGUAUGAAUGUAAUCACUCUGUCAGAACCUGUAGCGAGCUGGCUUUAGAAUUUGUGAGAUUAGACUGUGGUUUGUUUAUAUGAUGUGUUAAUGCUUUUGCGAGAUUAUUA